AUGUCUCGAAGACCAUCCAGAAAUACGUCUGUUGUUUCCUCGAGGAGUGCAUAUAUUCCCCAGCCUGAGGAGUUGGUCUUGCCUGGCGGUUCAGUCGGUGAACAAGCUACUGAAAUACCGCAUGGUAUGGCGCACCCACCUCCACAGUCAGAACGCAUACUCGUGGAUCAGGGCGGGUCGUUCCAGCUUGACCGAGAGGACGAAGCACACGACGAAGAAGUCACAGCGUGGAAAGUACUGCCGUGGUGGAAACGGCCGUCGCCCUACUGGCUGGUAUUUGGCAUGCCUGUGGCAUCGUUAGGGUUCUCUGCAACCAUCGCUCCUCGGGUGGAGAUGUACACUAAUCUCGCAUGUCGUGUUCAUGCGCCUGAGUUACAGUAUGGACCGAACGACAUGUUAGAUCUAGCUCAGCCACUUUCAACGUUAUCCAUGAACACGGCGAUGAUUCUGCAUGGAUUUAAUCUCGAUGGACCCAGUGCCGCAUCCGUGUCUACUCAAUCUGCGUCUCUGUAUGUUCCUGCAAAUACAGGCCCCCAACAGGAACAUGUUCCCGAUCGCAAUCAAUGCGCGUCCGACCCAGUUGUGCAAGCUACCGUUGCGAAAUUGUCUGCAGUUCUGCACACCACAACGGGUAUUCUGAGCUGCUUUACAACCGCUUGGUGGGGUUCGCUCUCAGACCGGUUUGGCCGAACAUCAGUUAUGGGCAUCUCGAUGCUUGGUUUACUGGCCAGUGAUUUGACCUUCAUCGUCACUGCAUUCUUUGUCGAGCGCCUCCCGGGCGGAUACUGGUUUUUGAUGCUCGGUUUUAUAUUGGACGGCAUGGUUGGGGGGAUGACCACUGGCAUUGCUGCAUCAAAUGCCUAUCUCGCCGACAGUACCCAUCAUUCUGAGCGGUCUCGUAUGUUUUCUUUGGCACUGGGCGCCAUGUUUUGCGGUAUAGCCCUCGGUCCUGUCAUUGGAGGCAUCUUAAUUCGGGCUACGGGCUCGGCACUUUCCACUUUCUAUUUAGCUGCGACAGUCCACGCACUGUACUUUGCCUACAUCCUUUUGAUCGUCCCAGAUUCCCUGUCAAAAGCAAGGGCAAUGGGCGCGCAUAAAAGACAACAGGAGGCACUCGGAAGGCGGAACGAUGGUAUUUCAAGGGCUACGGUCGUCUUGAAGAGCGCCAUUUGGUUCUUCAGCCCUCUGGCAGUUCUUCUGCCCGAGCGUGUCAUUGUUGACGGAAACCCGCUCAAACGACCCAAGAGAGAUUGGAGUUUAUGCUUCAUCGCUGCUAGCUAUGUAUUUACGACGUCCCUGAUGGGUCUGGCGACACCAACUUUACAGUAUGCUGCAGGAACUUUCAAAUGGUCUUCAGAAACGAUUAGCUACUACGUCGCUGUCACUGGAGCUAUCCGUGCAUUGUUCCUGGCUGUCAUCUUACCCAUUAUCAUCAAGCAUGUGAAGCCGGCGCCCGUGCAGCUCCCUACUGCCCCAGAUGAGCCACUUCGGGACUUACCGUCUCGGUCCCAUCCAGGUAGGCCGAACGCCGCCAAAACACAAACAUCAUCACCCUCCCAUUCUCCGAAAUUCGAUCUCAAUCUCGCUAGAUUUUCUAUCCUUAUUGACAUUAUCGCGUUCGUGAUAAUGGCUUUUGCUUCUAAUGGUCUCCUCUUCGCCUGCGGGGCUACCCUGCAGUCACUGGGCGCUGGAUACAUGCCUGGUGUCCAGGCAUUCGCGCUUGACGUCUACAGCAGAAGAGGGGGAAAGGGCGAGGCUGGAAAGCUCUUCGGCGCUAUGAGUGUUGUACAAGCUCUCGGUUCUCAGAUCAUGGGCCCCGCAUUGUUUGGGUUGGUGUACUACGAGACCGUCGCGACCUUCCCCGGUGCAAUAUUUUUGUCGACUGUGGCGCUUCUGACGAUUUCUCUCGUGCUCCUCGCACUAGUGCACCCACCUACUUCUGACGAGGAUGAUGCCGAAGGUGCGAGAUUGAACGACGAGAUGCAAGUUCCGGAGAUCCGCGUUACGACAAUGAGGGAGGACACGCUUGUUCACAUUGAUGAGGACGAAGAGCCGAGAGGAAAUGAUGCUCACACAACUCGAGAUAGAUAA
Suillus paluster is the source of this 2091-nucleotide messenger RNA. RefSeq names its product major facilitator superfamily domain-containing protein. Lineage: Eukaryota; Fungi; Basidiomycota; Agaricomycetes; Boletales; Suillaceae. Gene Ontology annotation, molecular function: transmembrane transporter activity. Bases 1 to 2091 code for a protein of 696 amino acids. Gene Ontology annotation, biological process: transmembrane transport. Gene Ontology annotation, cellular component: membrane. The record is from RefSeq and is a predicted model, not a curated record. The transcript is spliced from 10 exons.